AAGCCGAGGCCGAGGCCCGCCCGCGCCGGAGAAAGAAGCGGCGGAAACGGCGGCAGCGGCAGCGGCAGUAGCAGUAGCGGCGGCGGCAGCGGCGGCCGCGCAGGGAAGUAACCGCCGCCCCUGCUCUGGGCAGCGCCCCGGACACGAGCGUUGUGCCGUAGCUCCCCGCCGCGCGGUCCUCCCGAUCGCGGGCAGCCGCUGCCCGUGUCCCUCCCUCUCUCUGAUUCUCUCCCUCCUCUCUCCGUGUUAACACUCUCUUCUGUGCUCUGGGGCCGUGGCUUCGGCCCUCCAGCGUAGUUACGGUCGGGGGAGGCCCAGGCCCGCCUCGAUUUCGGGGAGGCAGGAGGCGGCAGCCGCGUGCUUAUCCCCUCCCCCCUCCGACUCCCCCGAGUUAGGUAGGAUGGAAGUAGCGGGCGACCUUGGCCGAACCGCGGGAUAGGGGUGCUAGCCUUCCUGGGGGAAGAGAGUGACUGAGUGCCCACGGCCCGGCCGGGGAGACGGACGGAGGUCGCCUGCGAGGUCGGGCUUGAUUGACCCAGGGGGCUGGCCUCGGGCCUGGGGGACGGCGUCGGAUCCCAUCUGGCGACCUUGGCCUGGCGGGAACGAAGGAGCCGCUUGACUCUCUUGGGAAUGUGGACGGACUCUAACGGCAUUUGGCUCUAGAACCCGUGUUAAGUUGGUUUUACAGAAUUAUCAGGUCUUCGAGAAAAAAAAAAAUAAACAAACAGGUCAUUAUUGCUGUGGUUUGAGCUCAGCAUGGCUGUAGUCAUCCGUUUACAGGGGCUUCCUGUUAUUGCGGGGCCUGUGGAUAUUCGUCACUUCUUCUCGGGAUUGAAUAUUCCUGAUGGAGGAGUGCAUAUAAUUGGAGGAGAAAUUGGGGAGGCUUUUAUUAUUUUUGCAACAGAUGAAGAUGCACGACGUGCCAUGAGUCGGUCAGGAGGGUUUAUCAAGGACUCUCCUGUAGAGCUUUUUCUUAGCAGCAAGACAGAAAUGCAGAAUACCAUAGAAAUGAAACGAAAAAGAUUUGAUCGUGGAGGAAGAGAACUGAUAUCAGGCUCCAAAAGACCAGGAUCUAGUAGUUCUGGUACAUCAGGGGUUGGCAGCCUAUCUAAUUUAGUUGAGGCUAUUAAGAAAGGAAUAAAUAAACCUGGCUAUGAUCCUUCAGAUGAUCCAGAGGCUGGUUUUCAUACCAAUGGUACACGACAUGGUAUUACAGGGCCAAGAAAAGAAACACGUACAUUCAAAUCAGAUAACCGUUACUUAUUUUUACGUGGUUUGCCAUACUCAGCAACUGAAGAUGAAGUACGUGCUUUCUUUCCUGGAUUAUGUGUGGAUGGAAUCAUUUUACUAAAACAUCCUACUGGCCGAAAUAAUGGUGAUUGCUUGGUAAAAUUUGCUACAUCUCAUGAUGCUUUAGGAGGGCUUCAACGCCAUAGACAUUACAUGGGCUCAAGAUUUGUUGAAGUUAGUCCAGCUUCAGAGCAACAAUGGAUUGACUGUGGCGGUAGUGCAGAUAUAAAGGAUGAAGUUCAUUUCAGAAGUGAAGAGCGUUCUCCCCAAAGAGGAAUAAAUGAUGCACAUUCAAAAAAACGAUCACGAUCAAAGUCUCCAAGAAGAAUGAAAAGACGUUCUCGUUCCCCUCACAAAUAUGGAUUUUAUGUUCACUUAAAAAAUCUGUCACUGAGUGUUGAGAAGAGAGAUAUAAAAAAUUUCUUUAGAGAUACUGAUCUGGCCAGUGACCAGAUUAAAUUUUUGUAUAAGGAUCAGAAAAGAACAGGAUCUGCCUUUGUGAUGUUCAAGACAUUGAGAGACUAUAAUUCGGCUCUUGCAUUGCACAAAUUUAUAUUAUUUCAUCGUCAAGUUCUUAUCGAUCCUAUAUCUAAAAAAACAAUGCUGAAAUUCAUUGAAUGUUAUGAAAAGAAAAGAUCAGGGUCAGUUGGGAGAGAGAGACCUGGGCAUAUCCCAGAAAAAACCUACCGGGAAGGACAUUCUGGCCCGAAGCUGUGCAUAUAUAUAAGAAAUUUUCCAUUUGAUGUCACUAAAGUUGAGGUGCAAAAGUUCUUUGCCGGGUUUUCUAUUGAUGAGGAUGAUGUUUACUUGCUUUAUGAUGACAAAGGAGUUGGUCUGGGAGAGGCUUUGGUGAAAUUUAAAUCGGAAGAACAGGCGAUGAAAGCUGAAAGUUUAAACAGGCGAAGGUUCUUGGGAACAGAGGUAUUAUUAAGACUUAUAUCUGAGGAACAAAUGCAGGAGUUUGGUGUGAAUAUUUCAUCGAUCCCAAGUGAGAAAAUGCAAGACCAUUCACAGACACGAGAUAGAGAUGAACAUUCCCAUUCAGUUGAUCCACAAGGACCGUCUGUACAUUCAUUUGGCCCUCCUGGAAAAUUCCGGCAUCCCCCAGAGGAUUUUCGUCAACAACCUGACAAUUUUCGGCAUCCUCCAGAUGAUUUCCGGCACCCUCCAGACAGACACCCUCCAGAUGAUUUCCGGCACCCUCCAGACAGACACCCUCCAGAUGAUUUCAGGCACCCUCCAGAUAGGCAUCCUCCAGAUGAUUUCAGGCAACCUGAUAAUUUUAGACCUCCUCCUGAUGAUUUCAUGUGCCCACCUGAUGAUUUCAGAGGUCCGCGUCCUUUCAUGAAUUUUGGACCCCCUGAAGGUGAACCUUUUGGCAGGUUUGAUUUUGGAAACAAUAACAUGGGAGGCUUUCCAGAGGGAAGAUUUAUGCCUGAUCCAAAUUUUAAUUGUGGCUCAGGUAGAGUAACUCCUAUUAAAAUAAUGAAUCUUCCAUUUAAAGCAAAUGUCAAUGAAAUCUUGGACUUUUUCCAUGGUUAUGGAGUAAUACCGGAAUCAGUUUCAAUACAGUAUAAUGAACAAGGAUUACCAUUAGGAGAGGCCAUUGUUGCAAUGGUAAACUAUGAUGAGGCUAUGGCUGCUAUUAAUGACCUGAAUGACAGACCAGUUGGCCCACGUAAAGUUAAACUAAUUUUGCUCUGAGGCUACUUAUAAAUUGAAAUUCCUCUCCCCCCCACCCCCACAGUAUUGGUGCAGCAAAAUGCAUUUGUAUAAAAAAAAAGUGUUUAUUUUUAAUUACCAAAAAACCCCAAACCUUUCAUUUUGACCAUUUCUGUGAAUGGAGCAAGUUGUAAAUAGUGGAAUGUUUAGAUCUUUUUUUCAUAAGGUUUUUUUUUUUUGUGUGUGUGCAAAUUGCCAUCUAACUUUUUAAAUUUUUCAACUUCAUUAUGCUUUUAUUCUUUGACAGUGGAAGAUAGCACUAAUCCUUUAAAUGAUUUAUGUAAAUUGCAGUUUAACUUCAAGAAUUGAAAAGUAGAGUUGUAACAUAUUGGGAAAGGGACAUUUUAAUCCUUUUCACAGUCCACAGUAUCUUUAUACAAAUGUUUAAGGAAAUGUUAAAAUGAUUGUUCAGGUAUGACAUUUUCAGUGCUUACCUGACUGUACAAAUACAAUUUCCUAAUCUCCAACUGGGAUAAUACUGUAUUUAGUCCCAUGUUAAAUAUUUCAAAAUGGACAGAAUGUAAACUUGAAAAUUUCUUCUGUGAAAAUCUUAUUAGACUUGUUAAAUUGUUUCAUAUGUUCACAGGGAUUCUUAAAGUUUCCAUGUUCAUUACUUUACAGAGAAAAUAAAGAUACAGCUGAAUGGACCAACUA
Monodelphis domestica (gray short-tailed opossum) is the source of this 3666-nucleotide messenger RNA. RefSeq names its product RNA binding motif protein 12B (gene RBM12B). Gene Ontology annotation, molecular function: RNA binding. NCBI's taxonomy places the organism in Eukaryota, Metazoa, Chordata, Mammalia, Didelphimorphia, Didelphidae. The record is from RefSeq and is a predicted model, not a curated record.